Messenger RNA from Colletotrichum truncatum, 1467 nucleotides. RefSeq names its product Zinc finger protein ZPR1. The record is from RefSeq and is a predicted model, not a curated record. Gene Ontology annotation, molecular function: zinc ion binding. Gene Ontology annotation, cellular component: cytoplasm; nucleus. Lineage: Eukaryota; Fungi; Ascomycota; Sordariomycetes; Glomerellales; Glomerellaceae.
AUGGCUGCACAAGAGUCCACGACCUCGUCUGAGUUCUUCCAGGCCAUCGGCGAGAAGGUCGACGGCAACGAUGAUCAGAAGGUUGUCGAGGAGAUUGAGUCUCUCUGCAUGAACUGCGGCAAGAAUGGCACCACCAGACUGCUCCUGACAUCGAUCCCCUACUUCCGCGAAAUUAUCCUCAUGUCCUUCUCUUGCGAAGAGUGUGGCUUCUCCAACAGCGAGGUCCAACCUGCCGGCUCCAUCCAGCCCAAGGGUACAUACUACGAGCUCCGCCUGACGGCCCUCGAGGAUUUCGGCCGCCAGGUCGUCAAGUCCGACACCGCGACUGUCAAGUUCAUCGAGCUCGACCUCGAGGUGCCCCCCGGCAAGGGCCAGCUUACAAAUGUGGAGGGUCUCCUCAGCACGAUUAUUAAUGACCUUGAAUUCGGCCAGGAGGCCCGCAAGGAGCAGAUGCCCGAGGUGUACCCCAAGAUCGCUGAGAUUAUUGAGAAGGGCCGCGCCAUGCUGGACGGCAAGUCCUUCCCCUUCCGUGUCACCGUCGACGACCCCGCCGGCAACUCCUUCAUCACUCCCGACCUCAAGGACGGUGUCGGCAAGUGGGAGAAGCACGAGUACAUCCGUACCGCUGAGCAGAACGAGGCGCUCGGUAUCUCUGCCGCCCAGGCCGAUGCCGCCGCCGCCGCCGCCAACCCCGGCCUCACCGCUGACGGCGACAUCAUCCCCAACGAGGUCUACAGCUUCCCCGCCUCCUGCCCCGGCUGCAUGCACCCCUGCACCACGCACAUGAAGAUGGUCGACAUCCCGCACUUCAAGCAGGUCGUCCUCAUGUCUACCGUCUGCGACGACUGCGGUUACCGCUCCAACGACGUCAAGACCGGUGGUGAGAUCCCCGAGAAGGGCGAGAAGAUCGUCAUCAAGAUCUCCAACGGCGCCAUCGACCUGGCCCGUGACAUUCUCAAGUCCGAGACGUGCGCUCUCGAGUGCCCUGAGCUCAACCUUGCCGUCAACCCCGGCACCCUCGGCGGUCGUUUCACCACCAUUGAGGGUCUGCUGACCCAGGUCCGCGACGACCUGCGUGGUCAGAUCUUCCAGGCCGACGCCAACGGCCACAGCACCGGCAGCGGUGACUCUCUGGUGCCCGAGGAGAAGGCCAAGUGGGACACCUUCUUCAGUGGCCUCGACGCCGCCAUUGACGGCGAGCGCGAGUUCACCGUCAUCCUCACCGACCCUCUCGCCAGCAGUUUCGUCCAGCCGCUCGUUGACCCCCCCGCCGCCGACCCCCAGAUCACUCGCGAGUACUACGAGCGUACCGACGAGGAAGAGGAGGAGCUCGGUCUGCGCGACAUGAAGGUCGAGGGCUACGAGGAGGACGCCGCCAAGGAGGCCGCCGAGGCCAAGGAGCUGACGGAGGAGGAGAAGAAGGGUGCCGAGUUUGACAAGAUUCUCGACGCCAACAUGGGAAGGUGA